UCACAUUGUGAGCGACGAACACAAUCGAUUCCGGCACAUUCGGUACUGUUCUACCACGACGGUUUACGAUCGCAGUGCGAAACUACCCGGGUCGCUAGUAUUCGCCGCGAUGUGAAUGAGUGAGGGCGUGCCUUUAGGCUAGGUUAAGUUUUAGUUCGAUUAUAUUAAUUUAAUAGUAUUUUCUAAGUAAACAUAUAAACAUGAAUACGCGUGGUAGACACCUAGUUAAUUUGGUAAAGGGAACCGAGCAACAGCAGCAAUUUGAAUCAUUAAAUGUAACAAAUGACAAGCGCCCCGAAUCUCCGGUACCUUAUGAAGAGUACACCGAAGAAGAAAGUAGAGUUUUAAAUAAUAUUUAUGACGACAUAUUUCCCAAUUCACCUCCAAGACAUGGUGAGAUUAGUUAUAGUCUAGACGAGAAGUCGUGCGAAAUAUUUCCUAUAUCAUCUCCAAGGCUUGGUGAGAUUACUUUUAGUAUUGACGAGAAGUCCUGCAAUGUUCUGACCGACUGUGUAAGUCAGGUUACACCUAUACCAUUAGCCUCCUCUGAAGAAACCUUGAAUCUCGUAACUAAACCAGAUGACAUGUCAAAUACCAACCAAAAACAUACACCAAUGCCGUCACCUUCUUCAGGACAAGACUUCAGCUGCGAAUCACCAUACCAUGCCCUAAACAAUGAAAUACAAAACAUAGACGAGGUCCUAACAACUCCGCAAACAGCUAAUGACUCUUUAAAUAUUCCAAGUAUUAGUUCCUUGAUUUCAGCAUCUGACAUUGAGAAUCCUGAUACUCCUAGUUCAUCCAUUAUGCGCAAACGAAACAAAAGCUGCAAAACUGAUCCUGGUCGUAAACGAAAACGACACGUAAAUGAUUGGAUUGAUGUUCGUAGGAAGUUGUUAACAAAUACCGGGAAACAGUACGUUUCAAAAAGGGGUAAGGUCAUUCCAUCAAAAUCUAUAAAACCUCCGUGUGCUCCAACCUGCAAACUAAAAUGUUCAAGUCAUUUUACAGACGAUACACGAAAGCUAAUAUUUGAUGAGUUUUGGGCAAUGGCAGAUCAUGCUAGGCAAUGGGAAUUUAUAAACAAAUUUACUAAAAGGAUUGAUAAAAAUAGAAUGACCACGGAGGGUCCAUCAAGAAGAAAAUACACUACAAAGUAUUACUUACCUUUAGCAACAAAUGAUUUAAUCUAUGAGGCUAAACAGAAUGGUCAGAACUCCACAAAUAUAGUAAUACUGCUGAAACUGAAAGACAAUAUAGAGAAAUAG
Molecule: messenger RNA, 1268 nt
Organism: Plodia interpunctella (Indianmeal moth)
Lineage: Eukaryota; Metazoa; Arthropoda; Insecta; Lepidoptera; Pyralidae
Exons: 3
Coding region: 201-1268 (355 amino acids)
Source: RefSeq, a predicted model, not a curated record